Messenger RNA from Coregonus clupeaformis (lake whitefish), 2782 nucleotides. RefSeq names its product protein aurora borealis. Gene Ontology annotation, biological process: activation of protein kinase activity; regulation of mitotic spindle organization; regulation of mitotic nuclear division. The record is from RefSeq and is a predicted model, not a curated record. Gene Ontology annotation, cellular component: nucleus; cytoplasm. Bases 83 to 1921 code for a protein of 612 amino acids. Lineage: Eukaryota; Metazoa; Chordata; Actinopteri; Salmoniformes; Salmonidae. Gene Ontology annotation, molecular function: protein kinase binding. The transcript is spliced from 12 exons.
ACGUUUGAAACAACUGACUCAGGAACUUAUUUUAGUUGUGCUGAAGACUUCUGCAGCUGCUGUUCAGGUUUGUGGUCAGACUAUGGGAGAUCUCCAGAUCACUCCUGAGACUCCAGGGAGGCCAGCUAUCCAUAAUCCCUUCGAGAGCCCCAACGACUACCAUCGCCUGCAAGAAUCCGUGGUCCCCAGCCCCUCUGUCUUCAAGUCCUCCAAGUCCUCUGGAGCUACACCAGCCAAGUUUAAAUGGGACAUAGAUGAGAUGUCUAGCCUGCUCCCUGUGCACAUAGACGCUGAGGAUAUCCACCGCCAGUCCAUGUACCUCAGUCAGACCAGGAUCGAUACUGACAUCGAGGAGAAACGUCAGAAUGCUAUCGAGCAGUUUUUCACGAAUGGCGCCAUUGUGCCUUCACCAUGGACCGAACAAGCAAGCAAACAGAAAUCAGCACAGAUGCACUUUGGGAAGAGCUCCAUGUCCCCACAGAUACUAGAAGAGCCACUACCAACUAAAAAGACCACAGUAGGCUGCCAGACAGUCCUGUCCUUACCUGUGGACUUCCAGCUGGACAAAAUAUUAGGAGAGUACUACAGAUCGGAGGAGGCGUCUCAGCACGAUCAGGUUCAGGAGAGCCUGAGCUCCUCGUCUCUGAGACGGAAGUUGUUUCUGGACGGCCACGGGAGCGGCUCAGAGUCCUCCAGCCCCCCCAGCCCAGAGAGACCUGGGGGAGAAGGGGGAGGGGAUAGAGAUUUCCUCUCACCAAUGAGCGCCUCUCCUUUGCCCUGCCUGUUGUCUGGCAUGUCUGCCCUGACCCCCUCCACUGGUCUUCUGUCGUCCAGCCCGAUCCAGGGUCGUCACCGAACCUACAGCCUGGGCAGUGUCACCAGCCCCCAGUUCCCUGAGCGGUCCUCUCCUGCGGGCUUCAAGUCCCCCGCCCUGUCCCCCAUCGGACCACAGUUCACACAGACACCCAUAGCAGGAGAGAGGAAGAAGCUGAGUUUCGUGACCCCCGAAGGUGUUCCCCUAGACAUGGACAUGAACUCCUGUACAGAGAGCCCCUACGUAGACGGCUGUUCCCCCAUCCGCUUCUGCUCCCCGCUGCAGCUCCCGGGCCAGACCCAGGACAACCCCAAGCUCAGACUCCGAGCCCGCUGCUGGGCCUCACCCCCAACGAUCUCCCCCAACCCUUCCCUUCCUGGACCAGACCCAGGACAACCCCAAGCUCAGACUCCGAGCCCGCUGCUGGGCCUCACCCCCAACGAUCUCCCCCAACCCUUCCUUCCUGGACCAGACCCAGGACAACCCCAAGCUCAGACUCCGAGCCCGCUGCUGGGCCUCACCCCCAACGAUCUCCCCCAACCCUUCCCUCCCGGGCCAGACCCAGGACAACCCCAAGCUCAGACUCCGAGCCCGCUGCUGGGCCUCACCCCCAACGAUCUCCCCCAACCCUUCCUUCCUGGACCAGGAGAACAUCUGUCCUUCUACUCCACUACCACCCAUGGAGCUGGGCUCCCCGCUGCAGUGUGGGGGUCCGGGGAUGGCCAGCCUCUGUCAGACUCAGUGAAGAUGGAGGAGGAGGAGGAGAACGGCGAGGUGGAAGUGGAACUCCCUGAGGAAGAGGAGGAAGGAGGUGUGACUCCUGUUGGUGUCCGGUUGACCAGCUCCCGUGUGGGGGCGAGUGUGUUGGCAGCGGAGGCGUCUCAUAUGUUUGUGUCUCUGCUAGCUGAAGGAAGCAGCAUCCCUUAUGACAACAGCAUGCAGGUGGACAGUGGGUACAACACAUACGCUGGCACUGCCACCGCCAGCCUGAUAGAUGGCAUGAGUUCAGACAGCCAGAGUAAGGAGUCGUUCGACGCAGCACACAUCCCAGACGAGGUCUUCCCUUACACUAGACACACUAAGACUAUUUUUCCUCAACACCAUUGAGUGAGCUGAUUGGAAGAGAACACAAGGAAGCCCCACCCACCUUUAACCUCCCUGCUGAAGCCUAAAAUGAUGUCAUCCCAUAUAUUUGUUGCAACAUUUAAAGCAGUCAUGUCGGGUGUAUUCAUUGGUCGGGUUCUGUAGCAAAACGGUUUGCAACGGAAACAGUUUACUCUAGGAACGGAACGGGACCUACCUGAAUUUGUCCAAUAGAAACACAUUUCCGUUGCGUAACGCUUUCUGUUUGGAGUAAUCGUUUGUUAGAAAACAUUUAGCAAGACUAAACGUUUUGCAACAGAAUCGGUGUACUGAAUACACCCCUGGCUAAGUGAGAACUUUAAAUGCCAUCAAUCGCUGCUGAAUUUGCACAAAUGAACCUUGAAAUGAAUUCAUAUUGGCGCUAGCUAGCCCUCUUAAUGGAGUUGAACCGUGCUCACUUAGGUGUGUCCCUAUAGAGUUCACUCUGUAGAGAAAAGGGUGCCAUUUUGGAUAACUUAGUGUUGACAUGAACAAGGGACUGAUGAAACUUGACGUUCAGUUGUUAUGUACUGUAUGUAUUUAUACUCUUGUUGAUUGUGAAUUUCGCAUUUAUAUUAAUCAUUUUUCGAUUUUUGAUAAACAAUUGUUAAACAAUUACGGGGAUGUGAUUUGUAAUUGAGGUACCUCGCAAAUGUGAUAAAUGAUUUUUUUUUAUUGUAAAUUGUUAGAAAUAUUUCUGACUGCAGAGCUCCCCUUUUAAACAGCCACCAUCUGCCUUCUGAAGAGCUGAUGAAAUGACAUGUUUUAUGGUGUUAUUAAAUGGAUGUACAGUUCUGACUAGAUCAGAGCCACAUUAAAUAAUGUACAACUGGGCUACUCUUCAGU